Molecule: messenger RNA, 672 nt
Organism: Arabis nemorensis
Lineage: Eukaryota; Viridiplantae; Streptophyta; Magnoliopsida; Brassicales; Brassicaceae
Source: the annotation of a GenBank genome assembly
AUGAUGAGCAUUGUCUCAAGUCAUCAUCAUUGUCAACCAUCGAUUAUACAGGAACGAUGUGGUAUAGGAACAAUAUCUAAGGUUUCUUGUUCGAGACAUUGCGGUCCGUGUUUCUCUGGAAGAUUAGCUUUCUCUCAUAAGGUAUGCUUGAAGGGUACUUGUGGGAAUACUGCUAGGAGAAGGAUUUCAAGAAUUUGCAGUGUUGUGGAUGAUGAUGGGAUGAAUCCAGAUGAUUCGGAUGACGAGGAAAAGGAAUCGCUUGAUGAUAAAACUGAAAGGCAAGCGAAUGAUAUGAAUCGGGCAAAUCUUGAAAGAAUGGUUGGGUCGGAUGAUUCUGCAUUUAAUGGCUUAGAUCUUGCCACCCUCAUCAGGCAGAAGUAUGGAAGAUCUUACGAUGUUCAACUCAUCAAGAAGGAGUUCAUGGGGCGGAAUCUUCUUGCAAUGAAUGUCAUGUGGAAGUACAGAGAACAGAGGUCUUUUCCUCUAACCGAAGAAGAAUAUAUACUGAGACUUGACGACGUAGCCAAUAUGUUGAAAUGCUGGGGAGCAGUCUCACAUAUCCGUAACAGUCUAGCAAAGUCGAAGGAGCGACCUCGGAUAGGAAAGGCUGUCAGCAUUUUCAUAGAUAUGGAUUCGACCGGGGGACGAGCAAACGAAUGGAUUUACAAGUAA